AUGGCUUCACAAGUUGAGAUUUCACCCGCUUCCGCCGAGGGAAAAGGCUCGCCGUCUUAUCGACAUUUUGAAUAUGGUGAAGAUGGCACCACUGUUGCUAUCGAUCAACCGCAGCCUAUCGUGCAGGAUUUGCAGCCACCAAAGGGCUAUUACUAUAGUCCAUUGUUCUUGGGGACAUUUCUUGCAGCUGGUCUCGGUUUAGCUGCUGGCAAUGGAGCCUUUGGUCUUGCAGCUCCUUCGCUGGGCUUGAUUAACGCGGACAUUGGGCCAAGUGCCAGCAUCUCAUGGGUCUCUAUCGUUUACAUUCUCACAUUCGCCAUAGGAAGUACUCUCGUUGGGCGAGUCACCGAUAUCUUUGGGCGGCGCUGGUUCUUUGUCGGAGGAUCUGUUAUUGCCAUAGUAGGCACCGUGGUUUGUGCAAGAGCCCAGAAUGUUCCGACUUUGAUCGGAGGCAUGACAUUGAUUGGUUUAGCGACCGCAUCUCAGGCAUCAUACGCGUUUGUGGUCGGCGAACUCGUACCCAUCAAGUAUCGUUUCCUCGCUGGUGGUGGGGUUUGGUUCAUCGGACUACCCACCAACGUCUUCGCCGGCAAAACCUCCGUUUCAAUUGCCAACAAUCCAAAUCUAGGCUGGAGGUUCAUCUUUUACGUGCUUCUCAUCAUGAACGCCAUCUCGUUCCUUUGCUGGUUCUUCUGCUACCAUCCACCAACAUUCCAGAUGCUUCAUCAUGGCGAGUCUUCCAAGAAAUUCGUCAUGGGGUUCGACUAUAUCGGCUUCCUACUAUUUACUGCUGGUAUUAUCUUGCUGAUCUUGGGUCUCUCGUGGGGAGGAUCCAUCCACCCCUGGAAGAGCGCUCAUGUCAUUGCUACCAUGGUCAUAGGUGGACUCUUGAUCAUCGCCUUCUUCAUCUACGAAUCCUUUUGGCCUUCGGAUGAACCUUACCUGCCUCUGAAGCUGGUUCAAAAUGUGCACUACAUCGGAAUCCUAAUCAUUAUGACAGUAGCAGCCAUGGUCUUCUAUGGAGUUAGCAUCUUGUGGCCUGCCAUGAUUACAGUGGUAUGGCCAAGCUCUGUUGAUCUCUAUGGAUGGAAAGUCUGUGCAGCAUCAGGUGUGGUCGGCUUAGGAGGGAUCGUUGGCGGAGUGGUCGCCUCUUUCAUUCGUCGGCUUAAAAUCUUCGUUCUCGCCCUGAUGAUAAUUGGCACUGCCUUUACUGGAGCGGUCGCUGUUGUGCAUCAGGACAACCAAAGUCUCACGGUCUCCCUUAUGGUGAUUGGGGCUUUUGCCCUCGGCAUGAUCGAGGGCAUUGCAGUCACCAUGUCUGGAAUCGCCAUAGUUGAUCAGAACGACAUCGGCGCCGCCGUCGGGUUUGCAACAUCAGUUCGAACACUCGGGGGAGCAAUAGCCACGACUAUUUAUACCACCGUUCUCUCCAAUCGAUUAAGCUCGACCAUCCCAGCCUUGGUCCCUCCAGCCGCGAUCGGAGCUGGCUUGCCACCGACAUCUUUACUUGCUUUGCUAGAGGUUCUACAAGGACUGGCGCCACCCAGCAGCGUUCCAGGCCUCACUGACACUAUCCUUGCAGCAGCUACAGCGGCCUAUCGAACAGCCAACAUCCAAGCGUAUAGGUCUUGUUUCUACACCACCAUCGCCUUUGGUGGUCUCGGUAUUGUCGGAGCUUGUUUCGUCCCUAACAGAAGCAAAAAGACUGACAAGCUUGUGGCUAAAGAGCUGCAUCAUAAGCGAGACGAGAAGGUCUUGGAGGCUGGCGAAAAGAUAGCGCGUGUGUAA
This is a messenger RNA of Cladophialophora psammophila CBS 110553, 1788 nucleotides long. RefSeq lists its product as uncharacterized. Bases 1 to 1788 code for a protein of 595 amino acids. Gene Ontology annotation, molecular function: transmembrane transporter activity. Lineage: Eukaryota; Fungi; Ascomycota; Eurotiomycetes; Chaetothyriales; Herpotrichiellaceae. The transcript has 6 exons. The record is from RefSeq and is a predicted model, not a curated record. Gene Ontology annotation, biological process: transmembrane transport.